AUCCAUGAGAUUGGCAUCUUAUAAUAAAGCUGUCAUUAACCCUUCCCAAUAAAACUGUUUAUUCGUUUGUCGACCUAUUGAAACUGCACAUUUCUGUUUGCAGUAAUACAAAUUUUUCAUUGAUUUACGAACCAUUGAUUUUAAACUCCGAUCUCAGCAUCGAUGCUAUUAAAUUGAAUUAAACUUGAGUGUCGAAGUUCAAUCAUCAAAAUUACAAUCAUUUGUUUAUAUCGCUCUGAAUUUGAAUUAAUUGGCACAAGAGUGAUGACUUUUAAUAAAAACGCGUUGAUUGCAAGCCAUAACGUGUUUAUAUGUGCUUCGGCAUUUUUACCAACGAGUAAAUAUUAUCCAAAGACGAAUGCUGCCGUCAGCUAAGACAUUUGUCUUAGCUAUGAUUCGUUUAUAUUCAUAGCCUAUGAAGUGAAUUGUGAUUGCUUGCUUCAAUUUAUAUGCGUUGCUAGACUCGCUGCCACUGACAACCGACUCACUGUUAUUACAUAAAAAACCGCUGACGACAACAUCAACAUAAUGUUCGCAGUUUGACGGUUCGUCGUUUGUUUUCAUAUCUAUCUCUUUUGUGUAAAUAUUUACCGUAACAUUUCAUAUUCGUCACAACAACAUUCCGAGAAAACAGCGUCGUGAUGAUAAUUUCUCCCCACUUAUUGCGCAUAAACUCGUGAUCGUUUCGCUCGAAACGCAAAACAAAGCGAUGAAAAAUGUGCAUUUUGUUCAAGAAAGUUGCAGAUUUCUGAAGUUUUAUUUUAUUUGAAGACGGUUUUCUUCAAGAAAUCUUUCGAGACAAUCGCAUGGUGUUUAUAUGUUUUUCGAGACAGUCGUGGUGUUUGGUAUUUGAAAUUGGACCAAUUUUGAACAUUUUUCGCUCGACUUUAUUCAAUUUGAACAAUUUGAAUAAAAUUGAACGAAGAAUGUUUGAAUUCCAUCCAAUUUCAAAUAAUUCCCCUGGAAUGACUCUCAAGAUAAACUAAAACAACAUAAAGGAAUCCAAUCUCUUUUCAUAUGAAGUCAAUUUCAGUUAUAAUUGUACACACCGGAAAACGAUUGCACUUAUCGGCACGAGAGAGAGAGGGAGAUAGAGAGAGACUUCUUGUCAUUUCAUGCGUGUGCGUUUGUCAGAUGAUUAAAAAUUCAUUGUCGCCGACAUCGGUAAUAUGGUUUGUUAUGUUGUCGAACAGUGUACAGCAAGCAAAGACUAAUUAACAUGAACACGGCCCAUGUGGAAUGCGCGACGAACAACCAAUCGAAACAUAUUGAAACGGAAUGGCAAAAAGCGAAUGAGGUCUCAUAAGCCGAGAGAGCGAGAGAGAAAGACAGAGAAAGACGGAGAGAGACAGAGAGAGAAAGAAGAAUAGAUAGAGGGAGUGAAAAGCAGAGAAAGACAGUGCUAGAUAGAGAUCGCUCGUUUCAAGUGUUUUCUAUGAUUGUAUUGUAGAAUCGGCAAUCAAGCAUGUUUCUAACAUGGAACAAAACAAAAACGGACGAAGAAAAAAAAAUCUAAAAUGGAUUUAUAAAGGUAAUCGACGAUUACAAGUCGUUCUAAUGACGUUGGCUCGGAAAUUCGGGCAAUGAAUGAAUUUGAGAGUCUAACAUUGGGACUACUUUCUUCGGCGAUUGGAAUAGAAUAAUAGUAGAGUAAAAUGGGUUGCUCGUAAAAAAAUUAUGAGCCAAAUGUCGGACUCACCGUUGUGUACACGUACGUGUAAUACACGGACCCGCUCUCGCGCGCGCCGCAAACAACAAUGCAUUAAACAAUGAGAAUGGAAAUAGCGAACGGACGGUGAGCAAUAGAGAGCGUGUGCGAGUGUGAAAGAGACGGGGAGAAAGCGAAUUAAAUAGGAAAGAGUAAACGAUUGCGAGCGUGCGAACGAAUGACUAAGUCAGAGCAAAAAAGACAGCCAACGAGUGUCUAACGCGAGCGAAAGAGCGAUCGUGAUAGACAUGGCAUAGAGUACGUACACACAGCAAAUAGUUCAAUAUCGGUGCGGUUUAACGACAUUCAGUGCCGUUCUAUUCGAUGAACGUAAUGGUCACGUACGAAACGAUAUACACAACGAUUCUGUUAUUUUCUUGCUUGAUCGUCAGCUAAACAACAACAGUAACAACAAUAAAAAAAAUCAGUUUUGUGUUCUAAAUCGCUGUGCAAGAGAAAUCCUAGGUUUUUUUUGGUGAAAAUUGGCCAAAUGUGGAAUAUUAUUCGACAGUGUGCAUAUUGAGUGAAUGAAAAACAAAACGAUAAGCGAAUUAUGCAGCAAUGUUGAUCUGUGUGGAUUCAAUGACAGUAAUUAAGUUAAUUUAGCUGUCUGACCGUUUUGUCAUUCAUAUCGUUCGAUCACCAAGCGAAAGAAAAAAACUUUGCUAUUUUAAAUAAAACAUUUCAAAAUUGCAAAGGUGGAUUCGAUUUUAUUCCAUUUUCAAAGUGGAUUCAUCAUCGACAAAAAACGCACACGAGCAAACAAGUGUCGAAAUAAGAAAUAGAUCACAAAACAUACACAUUACGAAAUCAACGACGAAUAUCUAUACCUCGAAAAAGAUAAGAGUGGAAAAAAGAACGAUAACACGAGUUAUCGACACACAGUGCUUCAAAUGAAUUGAUAGCAUAUAACGGGUUUAUUACGUUUUGUCCUACGGAAGAACUCACCGAAAAACACAACUAGAACCCCAUUUUUUUUGUUACUCUCGAAUUCAAGCCAGUACACUGUUUUGUGUGUUUGUUUUAAAUGGUUGAUUUUUCAUUCGAAUUGAACAUAUCUGGAAAGAAACGUGCAUCAAAUCAAUCGUAUCCAUAUAUGGUACAACAAAGUGAACGGAAACUACAGCGAUGUGUACAGUGGCUUAUUCAGAGUGUGGAAAUAGUUAUAGAACGAACAAUAAUAUGACGCAUCAUUGAUUUGUGCACACGCUGACUGACUGUGAGCGAAACGAAAUGAAAGUCUCUAUUUUUGCUCGUGUUUCAACCGUUUUUCUAUCUCUCUUUUCCAAUCGUUUGAGAACUGUGUGAUCGAAUUAUAUUUAUUGAUCGAACUUCAGCUGAACAAGAAGGUUUAUUGACUUAAGUAGAGCUGAAGAGAAAAAUAAAUAAAAAGAGGGGAAAAACAGAAACAAAAACAAGAGCUCUCUUCAAAACAGAUAAAAUUGUCCAGUCGAAAAACAGAGAAAUAUCGACAAAUGAUUUAAGAAGCCUAAAUUUCGAUUGUUACAACUCAAUGUUUAAUUGCACCAAGCUCAAGUUUAAUCGUUACACAAUGAGUGUAGCGCACUAGCAAUGGCACAGUAAAUCCAGUACGUCAGUUUGACGGGAGAAAGGUGAAAAUAGACCGAUUUUCACAGUUAAAGUUCGACUACACACAUUCCAUCCGUUGUAAUUCGGAGCAAAUUAGAGUGGCUACAGUUCAUUUUGGUAUAUAUCAAAUGUUCAACGAAGGAAAAAAAAAACAUUUUUGUAUGCUGUCGAAAAAGAGCAUUCGAAAAGAGCUUUCAAGAUCUUGAAGUCUUCUGAAGCAUACUUGACGCUUAGUUUAUUUUGGAGAAGACUCUAACAAAUUUGAAGAGCCAAACUAAUUCAAAAAACAUCUCGAGAAAAAACAAAAUCUGAAAAAAACAAAAAAAGUUCUGAAAAACUGAAGAAUAAAAAAAAACUCGAUUUUUGCAAACUUUCCAUCAAAAUCAAAACAGUUCAACGAGAUUGUACUAAACCGAUUCUGUGAACACGAAGCGUCAGUGAUGGAUAUGCGCAGCCGAAGUGGUGGUGCGAACGAUGUACGCGAAGACAUUCUAUUGGAAACGAAUUUCGAUGAGGAUGGCGUUUUGACGUUGGCACAUGCAACCAAUCAACCGGCGAUCGGUCAGCGAUCAAGAAUAACAAACACAGAAAAUCCAUUAUUGCAACGAACACGGCGUAGUAUCUAUCGAUCCGACACAUCAAUCGAUCGAUAUUCCGAGUAUUCGCUACACGGACGACGUGACCCAGGAAAUUGCUGUCGAUCAUGUAUGACACGAAUACCAUACGCAACAAUGAUUGCGACGGUAAUGUGCCUGAUUGGUGUGGCGAUAUUCUGCACAUCAAUGUAUCGUGGCGCAUCGCUCAUGAUCAUCAUGUUUGAUCGAGUAUUCCGAUUCCGUCUCUUCUGGAUCGAAGCCGUACAAAUGAUAUUCGUUACGAUUGGCGCAUCGAUGGCCGGCCUCGGAUUCAUGAUACUCUUUGUUGGAUGCCUAGCCACUGGGUCGACACGGUACAAAGUCUAUCGCGCCUGGAGAUCACGCGUUGGUGGCCGCAUUUCGUGCGCUGUUUUCAUGGCGAUUACGUAUAUACUGACGAUCAUUUGGUCCAUCAUGUUUUGCUUCCUCUGCAUCGUGACAUUUGUCUACACGAUAUUCUGGCAAAUGUGCUCCGAAGACAUUGAAACCAAUCCACGCGAGUGUCUCAUCGAUUUGGUCCAAUUUCAUUUCCUAUUCCCGAAAGGAUCGCGACAGCAGGACAUGAAAGUGUGUGACAAAUUCCAAAUAAAGGCAUUUUGCAAGGAUGGCGUUGAACCGGCCGAAACGAUGUUCAUAUUGGCAACAAUUUCAUGUUUGCUCAUCAUUUUGAGUUUGGUCCAUUAUUUGAUGUGUCUGUCAGCCAAUUAUGCGCACAUCCGUGAUCACGAGAAAUUCCAAGAGUUGCAAGAAAUCCAAAAUCUCAACGACAUGGAAUACAGUGCCGCGUCAAAGGAACGUUUCUAAGCCGGAACCAAACCCGCACAUUACGACCAACACACGUACAAAUAGAGAGAGAAUACUAUGAUUUUUUUUUUUCGGUUAUAGCAAAAGAAUACUUAACAAUGUUUCGAAUAGAAGAGAUUUUUUUAAAAAAAAAUUCGUCCAAAAAACACGAGGGCGAAAUGGAAAAAACAGAUGCAUGUUUCAUGCAGACAACAUGUUGAUAAAAUUGCAACAAAAGACAAAGACGAAUAUCAAGGAUAAGCAUUCCGUCCAAUUUAGGAGUAUUCAAGCAAUUUUAAUUCAUUUUUACCACAACCUUUUUUUACGGAUAGUGUUUAUUUCUGUUUGUUUUAGUUUAUUUCUUUAAUAUCGUUUGGCCGAUGACAUAUUACCGAUGCAGCAUUUUAGUUUUCAUUCAGGAAUAUAGAAAUGAUUAUAAUCUUUAAUGAAGAAUUUAAUUAUAAUCACUAGUUUAUGUUCCGAUCGAUAGCACGCAUUUGCGAGAGAAAGUCUCUCUCGAUUUGAACACAGAUUUCAUGCAUUUUCACUAGACCUAAGUUACGAUUAGUCGACUGAAUUUGUUGAGCGACAAAUUACACGAUUUUUUCAAACCGAUUUUUUUUUUCUCGAACUUUUCCGGUUUUUCCGAUCCAUUUUUUUGAAUAAUAUCUCAAAAAAAUUACUUUAAGCAUUAUUUCAGAAUAUUAUUUUUUUUUGAUCAAUUAAUAAGGUUCUGUUUAGUUUAAACACUUUGUAAAAGCAAUCGAUUUGGUUCUUAUUAGCUAAGCAAUCAUUAGGUUAAUUUGAAUUUAAUUCCGAUAAUAAUUUCGCCGAAUCGAAACUCAACAAUGCACAGAAACAAAGAUGAGCCACGAAAAAUGACAUAUGUGGCAAAAAGGUUGAUGAGCCAAGCCAUGGCCGCCUAGGUUUCGAGCAUUAAAAAAGGAAGAAAAGGAAAGAAAUAAAAACCAGAGGAUCAAGUGAAAAACAGAAAUCGAAAAAGACCAAGAUUGAGAAGGACCAGGCAAAAAUUGAUCAAAAAAUGGAAAAAAAUAUUGAAAUAUUUUGUGUUUGAUUUGAAAAAGAACUGGUACGCUCGACUUGGGCGUGCAGCAAAAAAAAACUCACUCGCCCAUGUGGUGCAGCUGGGUUUUGGCCGUGACACGUUCAUGAGUUCAUUGGGUAGCUCUGAACCGUGUUGAUAAAAAUAAAAUGAAAAUAGUAAAGACAGAAGAAGAAAGAAUUUUCCGUAAAAAUCAAUCGAAACACACAAUCAUUGACCAAUAACCUACAGACUAUUUAACCGAGGAAUUGAACUUUUUUAAAGACAAAGAAUGAGAAUCGAUCUCAUGCACCUUCAGCCCAUAUACAAUCUACCUAUUCUUCAGAUCGACAUCUAUUUUUUCUAUUCCAGAACAUAAACCACUUUCUCAAAUAUGAGUAUUUUUUCUCUCAAAUCACACUUGUCCAUUGUAAAUAAAUCCGAAAAUUGAUCAAUUUCAAAUUUUGAACUGUUCAAUCUGGGUCUUUUUUAGACACAACAACAAUUGACUAAAUGAUGAGAUAUUUUUCUACAAUUUUUAUCUCGCUCAAUUUACAUAUCUCUUGCAAUAACUAAUCUAGAUUAGCCGUCAGUUUCAGUUUUAUCAAACUGAAUUGUGUUUAAGCUUGCCAUUUCUGGCUCAAUUUUACCGCUUAUGCUUGAUGUGAGACGAUAUCGGAACACAUUUGGCUAAUUUUAAUAUGCGCCGUAUCACUGCCGCAGAAUGUUGCGCUUUACUGAAAACUCAAAUGGAAAUCAUUUGAAGUUUAUUGAUGAUUUUUUUCAAAUUUAAAUGAUUUUUUAAGAUUAAAACCCUCGAUCUUCUGAAAUCUUUACCUAUUGAAGGGACGAUAAUUACGAAUUUUUCUUAAGAUUCCCUUGAAACAAGUUCGGAAGACUUUUUCAUAGAUAGUCUUCAUAAAUUUCUCGAUCAAACAACUUUUCCAUUGGAAUUUCGAAUUCGGAAGAAAUGUCUAGGUUUCUUCAAUGAAAAUGAUUUCAAACAAAAUAAAAUUACUGAUUAAAAUAGAUUUAAAAGGAAAAAAAUGCAACUAAAUUAUAAAUUUAAACGAAAAUAGAAAUAUAUUUAGAUAAAAUUGGCCAAAAGAAAAUUGUUUGCAAUUAUUUGCUAGCUUAGCUAUGGAAGACACACCACGUAUGACGGUGUCUGUACGCUAUAAGAACGAAAAUUUUAUUCGAAUUAUUGAUGUGUAAUUGAAAAUUUAAACAAAAAUUAUUCAUAUAUCGCAAAUCGGAAACACAAACAAAAAAUCCUGCCACUAAUUUGACCGAUUCUAAACAAGAAAAUUGAAACAAAACAGACAUUGUCUACGCUCAACAGGAAACUUAAGAGAUACAUAGUAUUCAUUUCGAUGUAGAAUUUAAGCUUAAUGCAGAUCAUCUUUUUCUUAGGGAUGACUCAAUGUAAUUUUACAAUUUAUUUGACAAAUACAAAUUACGGAAAUAAACGAAACAACGUUGAAUAUUUAGAA
Molecule: messenger RNA, 7251 nt
Organism: Sitodiplosis mosellana (orange wheat blossom midge)
Lineage: Eukaryota; Metazoa; Arthropoda; Insecta; Diptera; Cecidomyiidae
Gene: M6
Product: neuronal membrane glycoprotein M6-a
Exons: 4
Coding region: 3739-4737 (332 amino acids)
Biological process (GO): neuron projection development
Cellular component (GO): plasma membrane
Source: RefSeq, a predicted model, not a curated record